GAAAUAAACAAAAAAUUUUCAUCUACAGUCAGAAGAAGAGGUAAAGUCUUCAUUUAUUUUUAAUUAAUUUAGUCGGGCUACUUGUCAUUGUAGUUUAAUGUAGUUGUAGUCUAUUAAUUAGUGAAUGAUUACGCUUCUGUUUCCUCCGAAUAUAUAUUAAACUGUUUAACCUUUUUUGUGACUUUCCUCCGGUUUCAUCCAUUCAUCCUAUCAAGUCAUUUGUGUUCAUAUUUGUUCUCACAUAUUGUAGUUUUACCAAUCGCUCAUCUAUUUCAUCUAAUUUUCUAUUGUGUCGUUUAAUAUUUCUCCAAGAUUCUUUGAAUUCUAAUGGCAUUAUCGUAGAGACAGAGAUGUAAAGAUGGUUAAUCUCAAAGAGGAGUUUAUUGAGGCUACAAAGGCUGCUCGACUGAGUCGUGAAAAAGAGAAGAAAAUCCAUGCAAGUGCAAUAAUUAUUCAGAAAUACUUCAGAGGCUUUUUAACCCGCCGAAGAUUGACCAAAGAAUUCAUCUCAGAUUUCAAUGAAAAAAUCAAAGACUGGAAGGAUGGGGAAGAAAAACCUCCAUUUAUCGAGCCCAUAGAAGCCUUUCGUGCUUUUAAUAAAUUACUUUGGGUUACAAAUGUGAAACGAGAGUUGCAUUUACUCGAGAAAAUGUGUCGAUACAUAAUCGCAACAAUGUUCAACUCAGACGCUGAAAAUGAUGGAUCUGAAGAUGGGCAGAACGUAGCUUAUGUCAUAGUUGCUUUCGACCGCAAUUAUACUGUUCCAUGGAUUCAUCAAAUGAAAGCUAUCCUUCUUCAUUGUUCUUCUUUAAUUUCCACUUUACGCCCGGAGAAAACAAGUGAAUUCCGAUCUAUUAUGUUGUUCCUCAACAUGAUGGUAACUUUUACUUCUCCUUCAUCAUGGCCUAUCUUACAACAAUCGACCAACAAAAAUUAUUCCGCUCUACGUCCAGUAAUGAAUCAAUUAUGUUCCAAUAUAUUAAAUCACCUAGUCGCCAAAGGUUGUUACCUGAAUCUCCAAAGUAUUCUAAACAAAGGCCUUUGUAAAAGUAAACCGUCCCUGAAUAAGCCAUCCCUCACUGCAGUUUUAACUCUCUCUUUGAGACAUAUGAUAAACUGUCAAUUCAAUGAAGCAUCUAUUAAAUUUUUCCUGGUUCAUAUCUUAUCGACUCCUGGACUCAUUUACCAUCUCCAAAAUCUUUGUCCUGAUACCACUCAAGCUUUACAAAAUCACAAAGUUUUCUCCAAAUGCAUUCAUUUUUUAAAUACCGAGUCUACCUCCAAUCAGCUUUCUGAAUCUCUUGAGGCUAACUACGGUCUUUGUCUACUUGCUAAUUUAAUCAAUCUAGGCUACCUAGAUCAAGAUUUGCUUAAAGAGUUAUUGAUGGAUUUUGUGAUUAUCGUUGCCAAAUUGCUCGAAGGCUGUCAAAAAUAUGUUUCAAGUAAACAAUCAAGUCUUACACAUUGGCAUCCAAUUUUAGGGUAUUUCGCUCAAAAUGUUGAUUCUGGUCUCCAUGAGUCUUUUGUUCACGUUAAAAAGCAACUUCAAUAUCUCUGGAGCGUCAAAAUGAUCAAUAUUAUGUUUGAGCCAUUGUUUGAAGCGACCAAAAACCAGCGUUCAUCUCGAAAACAAAGUCUCAUCUAUAACGAGAACUGCUAUGACUCAAAUGAUUCCGACUCUUAUUCCUCAGCAACAUUUUUUGGCCGAUCGAAUUUCUUUCGACGAGUAAUUGACAGAGCUUCUCAAGCUGUCAACAAGGCAACUAAUUCUCGCUUAUCCAGCUCAUAUUCAGUUUCCAAAGAUUGUCGUGAACUUGUUUCACCCGAAGUUACUGUGAUCUCAUUAAUAUGUUCUAUGUAUGUUUCAGCAUUAGAAACAUUAUCUCAAGUAAAAAUGGAUAUUCUCACCGGACUUUGUUAUCAAGAUUUGAUUCUACCAAAUUUAUGGAAGUUUAUCUCUUCUUUCGGAGCUCGGAAUGGUUUAAAUGUAUUUCUCGACCUUUUAACUGUCAGUCCCAAAGCUAGUGCUUUUGAAUUUCAAUUGUUAAUACUUUUCUGUGAUUGUGCUACUCAUCUUAUAGCAAUAUUAGAUGAGAAGGAAUUUUAUGAGGAUCAAAAACCAUUCAGUUUACAAGAAUUACUUUCCAUAUCUUCCUUCCUUAAUAACUUUGUAUACAAGAUUAUUGCAAGUAAUUUAAUAGAUUUUAAAGGCAUAUCACUUUUGUUAAAUUCAACUCAUUCACUCUUAAUGGUUCUCUACAAACGAGACUCUAGACGAAGUUUUGCUCCUUCAGAUCAUUGGUUGAUUAAAGAAAUAAAAGUUGCCAAUUUCUUGAAAGAUCUGGAGAAUGGUAAAAAAUCGGCACAAAUAUUGAUGAUGAAAGUUCCCCACAUAAUUCCACACAAAGAAAGGGUUGUUUUAUUUCGUAAACAAGUCAACAAUGAAAAAACCGUACUAGGAAUAACAGAAUCUGCAUGUGCAUCUUCUCUGUCUACAUUAAUUACUAUUCAUCGAUCACGUAUUGUUGAAGAUGGUUAUCAACAAUUAGUACUUUUACCACCUCACGCUUUAAAGGGCAUCAUUCGAGUAAAAUUUAUCAAUGAACAAGGAUUAGAUGAAGCUGGAAUAGAUCAAGAUGGAGUUUUCAAAGAAUUCCUAGAAGAAACGAUCAAAAAAGUGUUCGAUCCAUCAUUGAAUUUAUUCAAAGUAACAAGUGAACAACGUUUAUAUCCAUCUCCAACCUCAUACAUUCACGAGAAUCAUCUGUCAUUAUUUGAAUUUGUUGGAAGAAUGUUGGGAAAAGCUGUUUAUGAAGGGAUAGUUGCAGAUGUCCCUUUUGCGUCAUUCUUUCUCAGUCAAGUUCUUCAUCAACAACAAAAUGCUCUUUAUUCUUCAAUCGACGAGUUACCCUCAUUGGAUCCAGAAUUAUACAAAAAUUUAACCUACGUUAAACAUUAUGAUGGCGAUGUUGCUGAACUUGACUUAACCUUCUCUGUCGAUGAAGAUUGUAUGGGUAAAAUAGUUUCUCAUGAGUUGAUGCCAGGUGGAAGGAUUACAACGGUUAAUAAUGAGAAUAAAAUCAGCUACAUUCAUUUGAUGGCACAUUUUCGUGUUCAUCGACAAAUUCGUGAUCAGACUGCUGCUUUUAUCAAAGGUUUUAGAUGUAUAGUUAAUCCUGAUUGGUUAACCAUGUUCUCAACCCCAGAAUUUCAACGAUUGAUUUCAGGGGAUAAUAACCCCAUUGAUUUAACUGAUUUGCGACGUAAUACAAAAUAUUAUGGCGGUUUUCACAAUAAUCACAAAGUUAUUAACUGGUUUUGGGAUAUCUUAGAGAAAGAUUUCAAACCUGAAGAGCACCGAUUGCUACUUAAGUUUGUAACUAGCUGUUCUAAGCCACCUUUAUUAGGUUUCACUCAUUUAAAACCACAAUUUUCAAUCCGAUGUGUUGAAGUUAGUGAAGACCAAGAUGUCGGUGAUACCGUUGGAUCAGUUCUUCGUGGGUUUUUCACUCUACGUCGGAAAGGUCCAGUUAAUAGACUACCAUCAUCAUCAACCUGUUUCAAUUUAUUGAAAUUGCCUAAUUACCAAAAGAAAAGCGUCCUUCGUGAUAAACUCCGUUAUGCAAUCACCAAUAACACUGGAUUUGAAUUGUCUUAAUUUGAAAAAAGGAUAUUUCCAUUCAUUAAUCUAUUCUUUACUCAUCAUUUUCUCUCAUUUCUGACUUCUCCUAGUCAUUCAAGACUUAGAAUUAUCGCAUUUAACAUUCUCAAAGCCAUAUUUUUGCAUUUUACAGUUAUUAUAAUGUCUAUUUCGUUCCCUUGAAAUAACAAUUUAUCAAUCCAUUCCUGCUAAAUAAUCAUUUUUUGUUCUCUCAUGCUUGUCUCCAAUCAGGAAUGCUCAGUCAAUGCUUAGUCAAGAACAAUCAUCCUAGAGAUUUUGAAAAUAAAUGAAACAAUGGUUAAUAUAAACUUUGAUUAUUAGCUGAUCCAGUCUUACAAUAAUCCUUAGUAAUUAUAUUUCCAAUCAAGUUAUUUUUAUCUUAUUAUAAUGUGAUAAGUAAGUUCUGGGCUUGAAUGGGCCGCUUUUUAUUUCCAUCAAUGGGGCAUGCGUAACAUCAUGGAGUUGAAUUUUUUGAUGUUAUUAUAUUAGGAAUGUGAACUUUCAUAUUAAAUGAAACAAUGAAUUUUCAUAUUAAACUGACUGAAAUUCUUAUAAUUUUCAAUAUUUAUUGUUUACAUCAAGAAUAAUUCAUGUAAAUGAUGAAACAAAAUUAUGUUAUUAUUUAUUAAAUAAACUAUCAUAAAGCAAUCCUA
Tetranychus urticae (two-spotted spider mite) is the source of this 4314-nucleotide messenger RNA. Its product is annotated as ubiquitin-protein ligase E3B. Lineage: Eukaryota; Metazoa; Arthropoda; Arachnida; Trombidiformes; Tetranychidae. Gene Ontology annotation, biological process: ubiquitin-dependent protein catabolic process; protein polyubiquitination. Gene Ontology annotation, molecular function: ubiquitin protein ligase activity; protein binding. The record is from RefSeq and is a predicted model, not a curated record.